AUGAAUCUGUUACCGCCGCCGCGCGCCGAGCAGCGUUCGUCGACCGCUUGCAUCGAAAUCGUCGAACCCGCCACCGACGACUGCAGUGGCCCCCCGCCACCCGAAGGCAACGUGAAACAGAGAAACUAUCGCGUCCUCAACGACAACUUGCGCGCGUACACCCCGACCGGGGAUAUAAACACAUCCCCGAGCAAAGGGAAGCUAGUGUCCAAAUUCGAAGUGUGUUCCGCGAUUUUGCCACCGCGCUCCAGAAUCCUGGAGCUGCUGCGGCCGGAGGACCCGGGAAGGGAAGCGCUGGAGGCGAUCGUUCGGCCUGCAUCCCGGAGGGGCCUCGCUCGGCCCCUGGAUGAGGACACGAGGCGAUUCUUGCAAAGAGCCCUGCUGUCGCCGAGUCCGCAAGGUCUAUCGACAGCGCCCACCCCGGAGCCUGAAAAAAAUCUGCCUAGUGAAAGUGUAGUUGAAAGUGAUCAGUGUAGCCGCCCUCGACGGGAGUUUAAGCGGGAGAGGUCGCUGGCUGAGGAGUUGAGGGAGGCGGAGGAGGACGAGCGCUCGGGCGCGACCAGGAGGGACAUUUGGCGGGAGUUGAGGAAAGGGGGGAUUAAGGAGUGGGUGGAACGGGAGCGGCUGGGGAAGCUGGCGCUGUCGGUGGAGGAGGACGAGGAGUCGGAGGGGGGGCUGCCGGCAGCGGCGAGGCGGCUGGACGCGUUGCUAGCGGAGUCGCGAGCGCUGCACGCCGAGCUGGCCGCGAUCCAGCGCGACAUGCAGGUGCUGGCCCGCCGCGCGCACGCCCCACAUACUUGA
Molecule: messenger RNA, 801 nt
Organism: Chilo suppressalis (striped riceborer)
Lineage: Eukaryota; Metazoa; Arthropoda; Insecta; Lepidoptera; Crambidae
Source: the annotation of a GenBank genome assembly